Molecule: messenger RNA, 1191 nt
Organism: Eucalyptus grandis
Lineage: Eukaryota; Viridiplantae; Streptophyta; Magnoliopsida; Myrtales; Myrtaceae
Product: protein PHOTOSYSTEM I ASSEMBLY 2, chloroplastic
Exons: 6
Coding region: 133-702 (189 amino acids)
Source: RefSeq, a predicted model, not a curated record
UGUUCUUGUGCAGCGGGGAGGAAGCGACAAAUCAUGUGAAAGAAAAGGAAAAAAAUCCACGUCGGUUCCCUUCCUCCCCACAAAAAUAUCAGAACACGCGAGCUCCAUCGGUGAGCUGAAGAGCGAGCGACCAUGGCGGCCUCCUCGCAUCUCUCCGUUCUCCCGCCGCGAUUCUCCUUCGCCCCCGCUCUCUCUCACGGUCACCGUAAUUCGAAGUCGGUUGAGUUUCGUGUGAGGUCCAGCUUGGGAGAAGAUGGUAGCCCUGGUCCCGGAGUUUCAGGCUCGCCCCCUCCAGAAACGGGGAAUUCCAAGGAGUCUCAAUCGUCGACCUCGAGGCGCUGGUGUCUUACCUGUUUGUGUUCGUCUGUGACAUUGAUCAGCAAGUCCGGCUCAUCCAUAGCUCUGCCAAAGGCAACUGCCCCAGAUGCAAAGGAAAGAGCUGUUUGUCGAAACUGUGGGGGCGGUGGUGCUAUAAUCUGUGACAUGUGUGGUGGCACAGGAAAAUGGAAAGCUCUCAACAGAAAACGGGCAAAGGAUGUUUAUGAGUUUACUGAAUGUCCAAAUUGUUAUGGCCGAGGAAAACUUGUGUGUCCCGUUUGUUUGGGGACUGGAUUACCCAACAAUAAGGGUCUUCUUAGGAGGCCUGAUGCUCGCCAGUUACUUGAUAAGAUGUACAAUGGCCGCCUGCUCCCAGGUUCUUAGGGCACUGGUGACCGUGACUCGCAGCAGUUUCUGAUUCGAAGUUCCAAAGGAUGGACAAAGAAAAGGCUGUCCGUCCAACAUGGCUUUGAAUAUCCACCAUUCAUCAGCCACAGCCAGGAAAUAGCUCUUUUAUCCUUCCCCACUUCUGUGAUCUCCUAAGAGUGCUCAAAAGUUCGCAUUGGUCCAGUAUAGCUCUUUUUCAUCUUUCAGCAGGUACUAAAGUCUUCCUCGCCAAGCAAACCGACUGUAUGCAGUCGGAGCCACUCUUUAGAGAUUUGCUUUGAGAAUCUCUUUGGUUGGGCUGCAUUUUGAGAAACAUUCUAGUUUCGAUGGACAAAUUGUAUGCUCCUAUAUACUAAUAGAGCAGGUAGAGAAUUCUGCAACAUCACUAAAUUUGGGGUACUUAAUUGAACAAACUACAAAGCUUGGGGGCAUCCUUGUCUGCAAUUAAAAAGAAGUUUAGGCCCUCCGGGCGCCAUUGCCUCUGCA